Molecule: messenger RNA, 1494 nt
Organism: Mycena indigotica
Lineage: Eukaryota; Fungi; Basidiomycota; Agaricomycetes; Agaricales; Mycenaceae
Product: Carboxymuconolactone decarboxylase
Exons: 1
Coding region: 1-1494 (497 amino acids)
Molecular function (GO): peroxiredoxin activity
Source: RefSeq, a predicted model, not a curated record
AUGUCCCGUUACGUCCCAGGCCGAUUUCCUGCAGCUGGCGCAUCACCCGUUGCCGACCGUAUACGCGAAAGACGAGGGGCAAGAGGACUGACGGCGCUUGACGGAACUCUUUUACAUGUCCCCCCAGUCGCAGAAGGUUGGAAUUCGCUGCUUGGCGCCAUUCGCACGAAAGGAGCGCUUCCAGGCGACGUCCGAGAGCUUAUGAUUCUUCGAGUCGCCGCAAGAAAUCAUGCAGCUUACGAAUGGAUUCACCAUGAGCAUGUUGGCCGUUCCCAUGGCCUCACGACUUCUCAACUUUGGGCCAUUCGCGAUACUAUCCACCCCCCUCAACUAAAUGUCCUCUCUCCUCUCUACUCCGCUGCCCUGGCCUUUGCCGACCACAGCACUGUACACGUGAAGGUUCCGCAGGAUGUCAUGUCCGAUUUACAACAGCACCUCCAACCACUUGCAUCGAGUGUUAAUCUCGAUGUCGCAGAUUUGCUGGUUGAAGCUGCCGCAGUGGUCGCAACCUACAACAUGGUCUCGCGCUUCUUGGUCUCUUUGGACAUAGCCGGAUCUUCUGACGAUGUCGUUCCAUGGCCAGUCGACAGCACUGAACACACAAUCGAGCUGGCGCCCAACGUCAACAUUCAUGCCAUAACACUCGUCACCCACCCCAAUGCUCCUUGGAUUGCCUUCUCAAAUUCAUUGCUCACGGACGAGGGGAUGUGGGAAUGGAUUGUCCCACACAUAAUUGCACCGGCUUCGUCAGCCCCGAAUUGGCCGUUCAAAGGCACCUACAACAUCCUCCUCCAUUCUCAACGCGGUCAUGGCCAGUCGUCUGUUUCGGCAGCGCCGUGCACUAUCCCUCUCCUCGCACAUGAUCUGGCUCAUCUCAUUUCCAUUCUUAUUCCGUCAGGAAAGGUCAAAUGCGUCAUCGGUGUCUCGCAAGGGGGUGCUGCCGCUCUAGCCUUUGGUGCACUCUAUCCCACGCUCACAGAAGGCGUUAUUUCAUGUGAUACGGGGCCCAAAACUGCUCCAGGGAAUGCGGAAGCAUGGCAAGAACGUAUUGCCCUUGCAAAAACAAAAGGCAUCGAGGAGCUAGCUAGUGUGACUGUUGACCGCUGGUUCCCUUCUCCGUCCAAAUGUGGACAAGGAGGUUCGAGAUACGGAAGGACAGAAACAAUCAAGAAAAUGAUUGCGACCACCAGCAUCCCCGCUUUCGAGCUCGGAGCAGGCGCUCUCAUGUCGUACGACCUACUCAAACCGCUUUCAGAAGACGGCGUCGAUUUGCUGCACAGCGAUGUCAAAACCAAAGUGCUGCUUGUUGCCGGCGAGCUCGAUGGCGGGGGUAAAGUUGCAGCUGGAAUGAAAGGAUUGCGCGAAAAAUGGCUUGAAGCUACGCCAGCUGCCAAGGUCGAAUUCGCCGAGAUUGCCGGCGCGGGUCAUCUUCCGAUGAUCGACGAAACAGAGAAAUACUGGGAAGUCGUGAGCGCAUUCCUGAAGGGGUUGUGA